AUGGCAGGCGGCAACAACAGAAAUGGAAAGAAGAAGGUGCUUGUUGUGGGAGCCGGCGCCGCUGGAAUGUCAGCCGCUCACCACCUUUCUGAACAUCCCGACAAGUUUGACGUUACCCUCAUCGACGCAGUAGAUUACUGUGGAGGCCAGGCGUUUUCUAUUGGAGUCGACAAGGAGCGCCAUGGAGCUGACUGGCUGAACCAAGGUGUUCAAGGUGGAAGCUACAUUUUCCAUCACACCAUGACAAUGUUUGCGAGACAAGGCCAUCAUGCUGAUCCCGUGGACCUUCAAGUCUCCUUUGGCAAAGACGAUAUCUUCUGGACUAAUGUCUUCCCGACCGAGCUUCUUGCGCGCCAUCAGAAGGAGAUCAAGAAGUUUCACACCAUGCUCAAGAUUGUUCGAUGGUUCGAGCUCAUCUUCGCGUUAAUCCCCAUCAAAAUUCUUUUUAAAAUGUUCUGGUUUUCUGAAGAGUUCACCAACACUGUCGCCAUGCCCAUGAUCGCGCUUUUCCUGGGAACCGGAAACGAGACACCAAACGUACCUAGCAUCAUUCUCGAAAGACUGGUUACUAGUCCAACAUAUGGAAUGUGGUAUCCAGGAGACAAGCACAGCGUUGCUAGCAACUUGCCGCCCAUGGUGGUUUUCCCCAAGUUCAGCGAAUUCUACGAGCGCUGGCGACAGGAUCUACUCAAGCGUGGCGUCAACGUCAGACUAUCAACAGAAAUUACACGAGUAAUGAAGCGAGACAAGACUGGCGUUACCGUAAGGCUGAUCAAGCGCACCCCAAUGCCUGAUGCGCAUAACCCUAAUAGUGCCAAUGUGCCUUACGACAAUGACCACAACGCCGACUCAAACGCGCAGGAGAAGGAAGAGCACUUUGACGAAUUGAUUCUCUGCGUGCUCGCCGACACAGCAAAACGUAUUCUAGAACCUACUGCCUCCUUCCGUGAGAAGAAGGUCCUCGGCUCCGCCAAGUUCUCUGACGACAUCACCGUCACCCAUUGGGACAGUGACUAUAUGCACAAGCACUAUGAGAACUUUUACGACCCAGAUAAGGCUGUCAAGAAGCUCUCUGACAUCGAUCAAACUGCGCGUAACACUAUGGCCGAGAAGUCCUUCAAGCCGAUGUACUACAUCAAAAUGUACCCCCAGGAUCGAUCAAAACUUGAAAUGUGCUUUGAUUGCACCAAUUACCAGAGUCAGUUUCCACCGGAGGUUCCCUUUGAAAAGCACAUCUUCCAGACUAUCUACUUGAAUAAGGAAAGAGACGGCCACCUCUGGAGUAUCGACGAGAUUAACAAGGACAAAAUUAUUCGCAAGGACUGGUGGCACCAGCUGUGCCAUUCCUGGACGCAUUACGUUUUCGUCGUCCCAUGGAUGUGGCUUCUACAGGGCCGAAAGCAUACUCGGUUUGCAGCGGCAUGGACACUCAUCAACGCCCAUGAGGUUGCGGUUAUGAGUGGAAUUGCUGCGGCUGUUGAUUUGGGUGCGCAGUAUCCUGCUGAUCUAGAGCGCGACAAGUUUGCUUUCUUGAGCUUCAGGCUAUACUACCUACUGGCAUAUGGAAAGUGGUAUAGCCGAAAGGCGACAAAGAAGACGAAGGAGGGACCGGGCAAGGACUGGGCAAGUGGUCUUUACGGUAGCGUCUACCGUGGUCCAGGUGUAAGCGAUAUUGAUAGACUACAAUGGAGGGAAGAGAACAACGUACAGGAUGUGCCGAUCAAGUACGGGUUCCCUUCUGAUAGUGGAAAGCGAUAG
Alternaria arborescens is the source of this 1758-nucleotide messenger RNA. RefSeq lists its product as hypothetical. Bases 1 to 1758 code for a protein of 585 amino acids. The record is from RefSeq and is a predicted model, not a curated record. Lineage: Eukaryota; Fungi; Ascomycota; Dothideomycetes; Pleosporales; Pleosporaceae. Gene Ontology annotation, molecular function: oxidoreductase activity. The transcript has 2 exons.